AUGCAGACUACACACCACACGAACGAUCGUGUCCUCAUUUUCACGUUGAUCAAUAAAGUGUUUGCAGAAGAGAUUCUGAGGGGAGUGGAAGAGAAUGCCUGUAUCCGAACACAGCUGGCAAAUCUGCAUUGUUCUUAUUCUCAUCAGAAGUUCCGAAUAGUCCAGCAGUUCACUAGGUGUAACAAUGGUUUUGGAACGCGUGUUGACCAAUACGAGGAAUUGCGGAGACCAGCCCGUCAUCAAUAG
Molecule: messenger RNA, 246 nt
Organism: Necator americanus (New World hookworm)
Lineage: Eukaryota; Metazoa; Nematoda; Chromadorea; Rhabditida; Ancylostomatidae
Exons: 7
Coding region: 1-246 (81 amino acids)
Source: RefSeq, a predicted model, not a curated record